AUGGCACUUAACAUUGACUGGAAAGAGCGGCAGACUAACGCCAAGGUGUAUGGACACCUCAUCAGAGCAUCUGAUAAGAUAGCUGCACAGAGGAUGAGACUUGCAGGGCUACCGUUUUAUUUUCGGAGUGGCUUCCUUGCUCUGCAGACGGCUGUUGACUCCCGGGUAUCAGGACGUUCCUUCUCAGAAGAUGUCACGAUGCAGAAAUUUCCUCAUGCUCCGUACACUAAGGAUCUGUAUCUAGCGAUGAUCCCUAUAGUACUGCCUCUGCUCCUGCUGCUGAUAUCAUACGGGCUGUUGGCUGCCGACCUAGUGAGAGAGAUAACCGAGCAAAGGACUCUAGGUAUCAAGGAGUUUUUGACAAUGAACGGGCUAAAAAGAUUGUCUUAUUGGGCUUCGUGGUAUUUGGUCGCCAUUGUUAUCUUCCUUCCAACCACACUACUAAACUUACUUGUACUGUUUGUGAGUAACGCGCUGGAGUACUCAGACAUCACAGUUAUCCUGGUGUUUCUCAUCAUCUUCACCCUCUGUUCAAGUGAAAUCUAG
Messenger RNA from Bolinopsis microptera, 546 nucleotides. Its product is annotated as phospholipid-transporting ATPase ABCA3-like. The transcript has 5 exons. The record is from RefSeq and is a predicted model, not a curated record. Lineage: Eukaryota; Metazoa; Ctenophora; Tentaculata; Lobata; Bolinopsidae. Bases 1 to 546 code for a protein of 181 amino acids. Gene Ontology annotation, cellular component: membrane. Gene Ontology annotation, molecular function: ABC-type transporter activity.